Periconia digitata is the source of this 1683-nucleotide messenger RNA. NCBI's taxonomy places the organism in Eukaryota, Fungi, Ascomycota, Dothideomycetes, Pleosporales, Periconiaceae. The record is from the annotation of a GenBank genome assembly.
AUGGCCCCACUUGAUCCAGCAAACACCAUGGGCCCCGGCCAGGAUUUGCUGCAGCAUUUAAUCAUCCCCUACCACCCACCUUUUACGAGACCGAGCACAGGAACAAGCCCAUCUUCUCCUGCAGACAACGACAGCGCCGGUGACAACGACAGCCAAGACCAUCCCGAGUCGCAAUAUUGGCGCUAUCGCGGUCGUUUCGCCCAACAGGCCCUACAACCAUCCUCCAGCAUGCAAGCUGUAAACCACUCACCUACAUCUACAUCACCAUCUGUGCCAGUGGAUCCCACCGUGGAAACUGGCACUGCCCUCUCUCUCGACGACUAUCUCAAGGCACACCCUCCCCCCACACCAAGAUCAAAAUCCUCCGUCACUCAUCACCCAAAACCAGCCAAAGUCACCAAAUCAGCCAAGCCAGCUAAGCCUGCAAAUGCCACCCCCGUUCUCGUCGGUGCACGCUCAUCCAAGCACACCAUUGAACUUCACGAGAGGUACCAGGCCCUCGCCAUUCCCCAGCCCGAAUUCACUUUCCAGGGCAGCAGUGUCGAAGGUUGGUGGGGCAGCGUGACCUUUCGAGCUAUCCUGGGUGCCGACCGCUCGACUCAAGAUGAUGACGUCCUCGACCUACCGUCCGAAGUGAAACUGAACGAGAACGGCGACGUUGAACUCUUCAAACGAGGACCCUUCACUAGCAAGCAGGAAACCAAGGAGAAGCUGAGCGAGGCGGCCUUGCCGGUGCUGGCAGAGCUGGAGAGCAAGGGAAAAGUCUGCAAGCCCCCCAAAAAGACGAAAGCGAAGGCGUCGGCCCAGGGUGAUCAGCCUGAAAUCUCAAAGAAAGAGAAGGAGCCCAUCGUCAACUAUGUGGGCCAGCUACUCGAGUUCCAGCGCAGCAACGAUGCCUCUCAGCCCAUCUACGCCGACUACCAACUCGGUUCAGGUUUCUUCUGUCUAGCCACCAUCGACGGUUAUCCCGAACCAUUCGGCUCCCGGGAACCUCCCUACUUCUCCUCCAAAAAGGCUGCCCGCCAGGACGCCGCCCGCCACGCAGUCGAGCACUUCAAAGCCGAGGGACUCUGGCCCGAGACCUUCACCGAGUUCGGGGGCAUCAAGAAGAAGAAAGCAGCCAAAUCCAUCGCUGGAGACGCUGACGCCCAUGCAAUCCUCUUAAAUUCAACCUCACCAGCAGCAAACCUCGACUCAACUGCCAGCCCAGGAGGCAGCUACGCGCAGCGCGUCGCGCAGCUCGCCGGAACCCUUGGCCUUCCCACCCCGCAAUGGCAGAUUGAGCCGUCCCCCGCCGCCCCUGGGUUCAACACUGCAUCGUGCCUUUUUAAGAACUCGGCACACCCGGGUCCUUUUGGCGAAGUGCGCCACAUCCUCGGCAAGAAGAAGGCCAAAGAAGAGUGUGCCCGUCUGACUCUCGACUACCUCUUGGGCGUCAAGGAGCAGCGCAUGGCAUUUGGCCGCAAGAUGAUGGAGGGUGUCAAGGGGGGUGAGACUGUCCAACAGGUGGCCUUGAGCAAGCCCUUGGGUGGCGAUGCCGAAAUCGAGGCUGACGUUAUGAUGAGUCGGAACGAGCAUAAGAAGCAAGCGUCGCAAUGGCGCUCAUAUGAUGGCGGUGCUGACAGUGAAACUGAGGAUAGCGAAAUGGGGUUUGAGGAUGCCGUUGAGGAAAUGACUUCUUGA